CUUCGGCUUUCGGGUGCGAUCUUUCGUGGACGCUAUCCGCGUAAUUGGUGGUAAACGCGGGCAAAAGUUUUUCGGGGAAAAUAUCGAGACGCGCCAAUCGCGAAAAUCUCAUUCUGUGUGCCGGCGCCGACGCCGACGCGCUUCGAACGAACGACCAAACGACUCACGCCGACCGAGCAAUCGCGAUAUGCUCGAAUCCCGAAAUGGGUAAUGUGCAGUGCUGCGCCAGUGAUCGUCUUCUCGAAGGCAAAACAAAGAAGCCGAAAACCAAAAAGAAGAACAAGAAAAAAGAAAAGAGUACCUCCAAGGUUAAUGGGAACGCUGGAGGUGGAAAAACUGAAGACCCGAAAAGUCUCGAGCCCGGAAAAGCCAGUGCCCAAAAAACUGUUGAACAAUUCGAAAACAACAUUAAUAAAGAGAAGGUCAAAACAGAAGAUUCAAAAAUGACACAGCCGUCACCAGUAGAAGUGUCAAACGACGAGUCUCCUCGAAGCGAGAGCACGGCAUCCGCGAGGGAAAGAUUUUUCGGACAGGUGCGUUCAGAGGAAUCCCUCGUUACACCAGAAAAAACCACAAAGAAUGCACGAUGGAUACCAGAAUUUGGAUUGGAUGGCAACAACACUUUGAAACACAACGGCAGUGCCAAGGAUCUCGCCUCGGUCAUGGAGAACCUCAAAAAGACCAGCCUGGUCUCCAGACAGAAUCAGACGCUCAAUAGCCAAGUCUCGAGCUCAUCCAAACAGCAAAUGGUGUCUAGUUCUACAUCGAGCAGCGCGGCCUCGAGCCAGCGCGUUCAAAGUUCAUCUCAAAGGGCCAGCUCCAUCAAAUCAGACUUAUCAGAACUAAAGAGCUCCAUAUCAGAAAUGAAGACCCUCAGCAACACGGCAGCUUUAAAUUUUGGACAAAGAUUGAGAAGUUCAAUGGAGAAUAUUGUCGACCAGGACGAUAUAAAAGAGAGACACAUCCCAGACAUCCGGGAGAUGGGGGAUAUCGGAGACAUGGGUGACAUGACAGACCUCGCGGGGGACGGUCCUUUAGUGACCUUUCCCGAGUCGGACACCCCGCCUCCCGAUAAGCCAUGUUUGUUGGCUCCUGCAUCUGCUACGAUAGCGUCUUUAGGAUCGAGUGCCGCGAACGAAUUGAAGUACAGCGCGGCUCGGUCCACCUCGGCGUCUUCGACGAGAGUAAUUACCGAUGGAUUUAGUGCAUCAAAAUCGGCGGCCAACAGCUCGCGGAUGAGGCGGCUGCAGCAUGGGGACAUGCAGUAUGCAGAACACAGUGCGACUGGCGCCUCACACAGACUGCUGCAGGCCGAAGGGUUAACGGCAGAGCAAAAUGCCGCUUAUCUCCAGGAAAAGCGAUCUUUGCAAGCCGGAGAAGUGACGGCUCAAGAGGCGAACAACAUGUCCGCGACGAGUUCUAGGUUACACACGGAAGCCUUCAGUGCGGAGAAGAAGGCCACGGCUUCGUCACAAGCGAGGCAGACCGUCACUUCCAGCGGCAUGUUUAGCCAUAAGGAGAGCUCUUCGCAUUCGAACAUGACAAUCUCAAGUAAAAACCUCACAACGAAGUCGAUGCUACUAUCCUCACAGAUGAGUCAACUGUUGAACGGGACGAUAAAACCUGGCGACGAAGAUCUCAGCGACAUGACGUUCGAGGACCUAGACAAACUGAACGCGAACUCGAACGAGAAAGACGUCAACUCCGCCAUACAGAAGUAUUCGCAUCGGAUGAACGCCUUCAUCGCGGCCAUCAAGAACAACCAGAUGGACAUGAAGAGCGCCGGAGUACAUUUCAGCAAAUUGAACGAAAUGCUCCGGAGAGCGUGGGCCGUCCCCACCUACGGACACGAAUUAGGCUACACCCUGUGCAACGCGCUCCGGACGUCCGGCGGCCUCGACAUCCUCAUGGAGAACUGUAUCGAGUCCGACAACCCCGAGCUGCAGUUUUCUUCCGCGAAACUUCUCGAGCAGUGCCUGACCACGGAGAACAGGGCGCACGUCGUCGAAAACGGGCUCGAGAAGGUCGUCAACGUCGCCUGCGCGUGCACCAAGCAGGCCAACGCAGACCACUCCCGCAUAGGCACCGGCAUUCUGGAGCACCUAUUCAAGCACAGCGAGGGCACCUGCGGCGACGUCAUCAAACUGGGAGGCCUCGACGCCGUACUCUUCGAGUGCCGGAAGAACGACAUCGAGACCCUGCGGCAUUGCGCCACGGCCCUGGCCAACCUAUCCCUGUACGGCGGGGCCGACAACCAGGAGGCCAUGAUCAAGAGAAAGGUCCCGAUGUGGCUGUUCCCUCUGGCGUUUCACCACGACGACAACAUCAAGUACUACGCGUGCCUGGCGAUCGCCGUGCUGGUCGCCAACAAGGAGAUCGAAGCAGCCGUCCUGAAGUCUGGGACCUUGGACCUGGUGGAACCUUUCGUGACCUCGCACAAUCCGUCCGAAUUCGCUCGCUCGAACCUCGCGCACGCCCACGGCCAGAGCAAGAACUGGCUGCAGAGACUCGUCCCGGUGCUCAGCUCCAAGAGGGAGGAGGCCCGGAACCUGGCCGCUUUCCACUUCUGCAUGGAGGCCGGCAUUAAGAAGCAGCAGGGCAACACCGAGAUCUUCAAAGAAAUCGGCGCGAUCGAAUCUCUCAAGAAAGUCGCGAGCUGCCCCAACGCCGUGGCCUCGAAGUACGCCGCCCAAGCUCUGAGGCUGAUAGGCGAAGAGGUGCCGCACAAGCUGUCGCAACAGGUGCCCCUGUGGUCCAUCGAGGACGUCCGCGAAUGGGUCAAACAGAUCGGCUUCUCGGAGUACGCGACCAACUUCUACGAAAGCCGGGUGGACGGAGACCUUCUGCUGCAGAUCACAGAGGAGAACCUCAAAGAGGACAUCGGCUUACACAACGGAAUCAAGAGGAAGAGAUUCACGAGAGAACUGCAGCAGUUGAAGAAGAUGGCGGACUAUAGCUCGCGGGACACGGGCAACCUCAACGACUUCCUCCAGGGUAUCGGCCUGGAGUACACCAUCUACACGUACUCCAUGCUCAACGCUGGAGUAGACAAGGAGUCCAUCCGGGGCCUCAGCGAUGAGCAGCUGGAGAAGGAGUGCCACAUCCUCAACAGCAUCCACCGUUUAAGGAUACUGAAUGCUAUACGGGCAUACGAAAGCAGACUUCCUAUCAAAGGCGAAGAGAACUUAGAAAAAAACCUAGACGUGUUCGUCAGCUAUAGAAGAUCCAACGGCUCCCAGCUGGCCAGUCUUCUGAAGGUCCACCUCCAAGUCCGUGGAUUCACGGUUUUCAUCGACGUGGAGAGACUGGAGGCGGGCAAAUUCGAUAAUAAUUUAUUGCAAAGCAUAAAACAGGCGAAGCAUUUCCUCUUGGUGCUGACGCCCAACGCCCUGGACAGGUGCAAGCAUGACAACGAACAGAAGGACUGGGUCCAUCGGGAAAUCGUGGCGGCCUUGCAGUCGCAGUGCAACAUCGUCCCAAUAAUCGACAACUUCGAAUGGCCCGAGCCGGAGGAGUUGCCCGAGGACAUGCGGGCCGUGUGUCACUUCAACGGAGUAAGGUGGAUCCACGACUAUCAGGACGCGUGUGUCGAGAAGCUGGAAAGCUUCCUCCGGGGCAAGUCGAACCUGGCCAACCGACUGGAGAGCCUCCGACCGGCGGCCGUGUCCUCCCUCCCGCGAGGGCCCUCGUACCAGCGCAUGCACUCCACCGAGAGCCGCUCCAGCGACAAGGCCGAUUGACCUGAGCCGACGUCCGCCGCCGCGCCCGUCAGACCCAAUCGGAGUCGACGGUCAUCAGUGAGAAAAUCUGAAGAUUCAGCACCGAGUCCCACGAGCGCGGGGAGGCUGUCGGACGUCCCGACCCUUCUCGCGCGCAAAAGUCGCAGCCGCGAGGGUCUUCCGGACGACACCACCCAAACGAAGAGGAAGAAGAACUUCAUGGACCGCUGUGUUAAUAAAGUGAGACUUUGCUGACGCGCGGCAAAUCGGACCGUGAAGGACGAACGUGCACUCGUGAAUAUUGGGAAUAUUACGCGUGCAUCUUUAACUCUGUAAUCUCAAUGAGUAUGGAGACCGAUAACCGAAAUCUGGUCGACGACUCGCUUCGCCUCCGAAGCGCUAAAGGCUACACCAGCGUUCGCAUCACAGUGGUCUGCUAUUCGUUGUAGUAUGGCAGACUGCUUCUCGGCCUUUUGGGCCUCUCACUCUUUACCUUUAGAAUUUAUACUAUCGACGACCGUCCCGCGCGACGGGCCGUACGAAAAAUGUCGAUUGACGAGACCUAGUCUUCGCCCUCGAAAACUAUUUAUGGAUUCAACCUUCACUUCUUGCCACUAAAGUAUUUAUUAUUUGUAGACUCGCUUCCGUAAUGUAUGUUUUUGUUUUACCUGAAAACGUACGAAACUCGAAAUAUUUUAGCCGUUAAUGAUUACACUGAUGUUGCGAAUUCUUGACAUUGUACAUAAUGAUAUUUUAGAUUUUAUUGUCUAUCACGCGAGUUAACCGUGAAUGUUAUAUUUUCACAAAUGUAUAUUAGUUUAUUGUUUAGCCGUAAAAUAAAUAAGUAUUAUAUGAAA
Molecule: messenger RNA, 4576 nt
Organism: Pieris brassicae (large cabbage white)
Lineage: Eukaryota; Metazoa; Arthropoda; Insecta; Lepidoptera; Pieridae
Gene: Sarm
Product: NAD(+) hydrolase sarm1
Exons: 12
Coding region: 204-3740 (1178 amino acids)
Biological process (GO): signal transduction; negative regulation of MyD88-independent toll-like receptor signaling pathway; response to axon injury
Cellular component (GO): dendrite
Molecular function (GO): protein binding; signaling adaptor activity; NAD+ nucleosidase activity
Source: RefSeq, a predicted model, not a curated record